CCUUCCUCUCAAUUUCUCAUGCCCGUCACAUUUUACAACCGCUUACUAUAAUCCACCCUUGCUCAUCACAGCCCGUUACACACAUACGGCCUUGCAUCGCAUCGAAUCAUCCUUAAAGUCCCCUUCUUCUAUGUCUUCCCUAAAGAAGAUCCGUGCCUACCGGCACCUCUACCGCGAGCUCCUCCGGGCGGUCCAGUUCGCGGCGCCGUACAAGUAUGUCGUGCGGGACCAGCUACGAGCGGCAUUUCGGGAGAAGGGCGCCUACUGGGACCAAGAGGAGUACAAACGGACCUUGUGGUUUCUGCAGGCGGCGGCGCGCGAGGCCGGGCUCGAGCACAAGAUCCUCAAGAACCUCGUCCACGUGGCGCAUCAGCGCCAGAAGACUGAGCCGUGGAAAAUUAGAUCCCGCAAGGUCGAGGAGACGAAAGAACCUGAUCUGCACAAGGCGGGCCAAGAGAUAACCUCUGUGGCCUUUGAUCACUAUGACAUGACGAUAGCCAUGUUGAACAAGACGAUGGGCAUCCGAUUGAGGUGAGGUUCUGGGAGACCCUCUCCUCUUUAACGCGGUAACGUCAGUCACCGCCUACAGCCGGGAUUUCGUCAACAUCGAGACCCCCUCUAUGCCCAAACGCUACUGCUGCGGCGUGCACGUUUGCUGUUGUUGUUUUUUCUUUCUUUCUGGAAGGCCCCAUCCCGCAAGGCUGUGACAUAAACAUUCAAGUCACAUCUGCAUUGAAACCGGGCAAUGAGAUACGUAUUUCGACUCCGGCUACGAAGAGGUCCACGUCCGCUCCUUCAUGCUGGGACAAGAUCUUCGACCCAUACAUGACGCAUCGAGGUUUCUCAUGGUGCCGGGAAACCAGACUGGGAAAAUGGCGAGACGAAGCCGGCUGCGAUAAUCCCGGCCGCGGCGGGCUACACAGUGCUACGAGGCUUCCUUACCCUUCCCACAAGUAUCCGAGCGGAACCUAUUGGAGGAAUUUGGCUUUCCCUUGGGAAAGAUCGCUCGGCGACGUUUGCCAGCCGGGCGAUCUGCGGAUGCGUGGGGGCUAGUGAGUGUGCCAACGAUUAACCUCUGGUUGGCUAUCUGCGUCUGCGAACUGGCAGCAGCAGUCCAUUUACAGUUGAGGGGUUUCAAGGGGGGGAUGCGCGGGAGCACAUCUGUCAGACCACGUUCUGUCGCCACUUUAAGGCUGGAUGGAGCCGAAGUUGAGCUCAAGUAAGUACUUCGCCUGCAGGAGCCAGGUAGCCAGCCCUGACUGCGCGCAGCUUGUAUCAUCAGUACACGCUGGUUGCACGUGUUGUUAUAUCAAUGUUCAAUUCUCCUUACGAGCCGAAUUGGUGGUUUUAAAGACAUGCCAAUUUUUAAUCUUAUGAUUCCAUGGAAAUGGCCUUGGCUGGAGACUAUAUCUACACUGCACACGAUUUACAUUAUUUACGACGCGGACUGCUCACUCCAUAUGUUGUGUGCUAAGUUAGACGCACUCAUCGAAUUCAAAACAGUCAUUACGCAACACUUCAGUGUACGUAUCAUUAAUGAUCACUUGCCGCUUUGUUGGCUCAUCUAGGUAUGGGACCUUUUAUUUGGGGACACAGACGACCGUUCUGCGUCACGUAGGAAUCGAUCUGGCCUGUGAUGUGCCAGUCCUCGCUGCCCCCAGCGGUGGCGGCGCAGAGGACCCCCCAACGAUCGUACUUCUGCUUGAGCUGCUACAGGUAGUCGUAGUUGCUGCCGUAGUAGGCCUGCUGCAAGUCCGGCUCGUUGAUGUCCGGCUCGUCCAAGUACCCCCCCGCGCUGGGGCUGGCCUCGCGCCACGGCUGCAGCUGCUUGACCAACUUCUCUCUCUCGUCAGCAGAGUCUCUGUGAUGGCUUCACUCACUGUACCACUCACUGGUAAGAAGGACUCAGCCACUUGGUGGUGACCUCGUCACACUAAGCCUCGUCGUGCUAAGGCCAGUCCUGGUAACACACGGCCACCGAAGGGACACCAUCAACC
Messenger RNA from Colletotrichum destructivum, 1997 nucleotides. RefSeq lists its product as uncharacterized. Bases 131 to 535 code for a protein of 134 amino acids. The transcript is spliced from 2 exons. NCBI's taxonomy places the organism in Eukaryota, Fungi, Ascomycota, Sordariomycetes, Glomerellales, Glomerellaceae. The record is from RefSeq and is a predicted model, not a curated record.